CAACGAGCUCCCCAUUUCCGGCGCGCGGUGCAGGACGGGAAUGCGAGUAGCGCUAUUGGCCGGCGCUUGCCCCGCUUUUCGGCAAGCAGGAAGCUAUAGCGCCGGCUGAGGAGGCCCGUCGGGGCGGGAGGCUCCUCCGGGACCCGCUUCUGAGUCUGGAUACCUAUUGCUGAUGAAUAUCCUUGCUUACUGUAACCAUUUAUGGCUAUGGACUGUGGAGUUCUUAUUACGACUGAUGAUCUUUCCUAGACAAAUCUAUUAGCCAUGGAAGCUGAAGAGACGAUGGAAUGCAUUCAGGAAUUUCCAGAACAUUACAAAGUAAUGUUGGACAGAUUGAAUGAACAGCGGGAGCAGGAUCAAUUCACAGACAUCACUUUGAUUGUGGAUGGUCACCAUUUUAAAGCCCAUAAAGCUGUUCUUGCUGCCUGUAGCCAGUUUUUCUACAAAUUCUUCCAAGACUUCACUCAGGAGCCUCUAGUAGAGAUAGAAGGUGUAAGUAACAUGGCAUUUCGUCACUUAAUUGAGUUCACAUACACCGCCAAGUUGAUGGUCCAAGGGGAAGAGGAAGCAAGUGAUGUCUGGAAAGCAGCAGAGUAUCUUCAGAUGCUGGAAGCCAUUAAAGCACUUGAAAUCAGGAACAAAGAAAAUUUGUUCCCGCCCGAAUCGGAUCAGGCAGAAGAUAGGAGUAUAGCCAAAAAGAGGAAGAUAGCAGAGACCUCCAACGUUAUUACUGAAACACUGCCCUGCGCAGAAUCUGAGCCUGUUGAAAUUGAGGUGGAGAUUGCAGAAGGGGCUAUUGACGAUGAAGAAAAUAACGUUGAAGCACUUGAGGAGGUAGCUUCUGCUGAACAGUCGAUAAAGUACAUACAAACCACGGGUACAUCAGAUGAGUCUGCUUUGGCCCUCCUGGCAGAUAUUACCAGCAAGUUCCGCCAUGGGGAGAGGAAAAGUGAAAUUCAGGAAGAGUGUGACGAUGGAUCUGAUCCAACGGGCAAACAGGUGGAAGGCAUUGAGAUAAUGGAACUUCAGUUGUCGCACGUCAACAACCUUUUCCACUGUGAAAAGUGCAACCGUACAUUUAAGUUGUUUUACCACUUUAAGGAGCACAUGAAAACGCACUCCACAGAAACUUACAAGUGUGACCUAUGCAACAAAAGGUACCUGCGCGAGAGUGCAUUGAAGCAGCACCUUACCUGUUACCACCUUGAUGAAGGUGGUGCAAACAAGAAACAGAGACCUGGCAAAAAAAUACACGUCUGUCAGUACUGCGAUAAGCAAUUUGACCACUUUGGACAUUUCAAAGAGCACCUUCGGAAACACACAGGUGAAAAACCAUUUGAGUGUCCAAACUGCCGCGAACGUUUUGCUCGAAACAGCACACUCAAAUGCCACCUGACAGCAUGCCAGUCCAGCGCUGGUGCUAAAAAGGGACGGAAGAAACUUUAUGAAUGUCAGGUCUGCAACAGUAUAUUUAACAGCUGGGAUCAAUUCAAGGAUCACUUGGUAAUACACACAGGUGACAAGCCCAACCACUGUACCUUAUGUGACGUGUGGUUUAUGCAAGGCAGUGAACUGCGGAGGCACCUGCAAGAAAUUCAUAACAUCACAGAACGGCUUGUGACCGAGGACAUUCUUCCAGUGGACAGCGACCCAGUGGCGUCCAUGACUAUCAUAGAGCAAGUGGAACAAGUCCAUGUCUUGCCCGUAAUUCAGGUCCAGGUGGAUCCAGCACAAGUGACUGUAGAGCAGGUGCAUCCGGAUUUGAUACAGAAUAAUCAAGUAAAAGGUGAACAAAUAGCGGAGCUACAAGAGCAGGUGGAGAUAAGCUACUUAGAGGUGGAGCACAUUCAGACUGAGCAAAGUGCUGAAGUGCACAUGGAGGAGCUAGACGUGGAGCAUGUGAACCAGUUACAAAUGGAAGAGGUUCAGGCGCAGCUUAUAGAGGAAACUGAUAUAGAGCAAGCAGAAUCGGGACAUGUGGAUCAAGGAGAGCUGGAAGCAAACCCGCCUGUUCAGGCAGAGGAGGUGGAAGCACACACAGCAGAUCAUGAAGAAUCUGAUGAUUUAAAAACUCAGCCAAUAGUGGAUAUGCAAGAGGAAAAGGUGGAGACCUAGGAAAUGUUGACUGCAGUACCUGUGAUU
Zootoca vivipara (common lizard) is the source of this 2142-nucleotide messenger RNA. It is a transcript of the gene ZBTB35, whose product is annotated as zinc finger and BTB domain containing 35. Gene Ontology annotation, biological process: regulation of transcription by RNA polymerase II. The record is from RefSeq and is a predicted model, not a curated record. Gene Ontology annotation, molecular function: protein binding; DNA-binding transcription factor activity, RNA polymerase II-specific. Gene Ontology annotation, cellular component: nucleus. NCBI's taxonomy places the organism in Eukaryota, Metazoa, Chordata, Lepidosauria, Squamata, Lacertidae.